Messenger RNA from Dunckerocampus dactyliophorus (ringed pipefish), 1957 nucleotides. RefSeq names its product peroxisomal biogenesis factor 7 (gene pex7). The record is from RefSeq and is a predicted model, not a curated record. Gene Ontology annotation, cellular component: cytosol; peroxisomal matrix. The coding region runs from base 246 to 1217 and encodes 323 amino acids. Lineage: Eukaryota; Metazoa; Chordata; Actinopteri; Syngnathiformes; Syngnathidae. Gene Ontology annotation, biological process: protein import into peroxisome matrix. Gene Ontology annotation, molecular function: protein binding. The transcript has 11 exons.
GAACAAGUACCAGGAGCACACGAAAUGGAAGAAGAAGACAAAUACGGAAGUGUUACCGAGGAAUUAUCAAUGGCGAGAGACUGUUUUAUUUACGGUUGAUUUAUAAACAAGAUGACCAACUAAUGACUUUGGUUACGUUUUUUUUCCUCAUUGUUGUCUGUGAAGCCAGAGCGCUAAAAGUUAGCGUCCUGGCUUAUGUGGCUCCUUUUAAAGUUGUCCAAAGACAAUAAAAGGUAGAAAUACAGAUGGAGACGAAGGUGUUUCGCAGCCCGGCUCGUCACGGCUACGCGGUGGAAGCAUCACCCUUCUUGCCCAGCAGGCUGGCUUGUGCCACCUCCCAGCACUACGGCAUCGCAGGUUGUGGCUCGCUGCUGGUCUUGGAGGACACGCCUGGCGGAGUGCGCCUUGUACGAAGCUGGGAGUGGAGCGACGGCCUCUUCGAUGUGGCAUGGAGCGAAGCCAACGAACACGUCUUGGUGGCGGGGGGUGGAGACGGCAGUCUGCAGCUGUGGGACACGGCCAAUCAUGGCGGCCCCCUCAGGGUGGUGAAGGAACAUACACAAGAGGUGUACGCAGUGGACUGGAGUCAGACGAGAGGAGAGAAUGUUGUCGUGUCGGGAUCGUGGGAUCAAACCGCCAAAGUGUGGGACCCCACCCUUGGCCAAUCGCUGAUCACACUCACAGGUCACCAGGGGGUGAUCUACAGUACCAUUUGGUCACCUCACAUCCCAGGAUGCUUUGCCUCAGCCUCAGGUGACGGGACGCUCCGGGUUUGGGACGUGAAGGUCGGUGUGUGUCGAUUGGUCGUCCCAGCACACGAUGCUGAGAUCCUGAGCUGUGAUUGGUGCAAAUAUGACCAGAAUGUUCUGGUCACGGGCUCAGUGGACCGCAGCUUGUGCGUUUGGGACCUGAGGAAUGUCAGACAGCCUGUCAAUCAAAUGAGAGGCCACACCUACGCCGUCCGUAGAGUCAAGUUCUCUCCAUUCAGUGGCAGCGUGUUGGCGUCUUGCUCCUAUGACUUCACUGUCAGGUUUUGGGACUUGAAGAGUGUGGAGCAUCUUGUUGGCACGGUGGACCACCACUCAGAGUUUGUGUGUGGACUGGACUUCAACCUCCACGUCCCCCACCAGGUGCUGGACUGUUCGUGGGACGAGACGGUGAAGAUCUACACGCCAACAUGUCUGACUGCUGCCACGACAGGGACACACCCACACUAACGUCAUGUGACCUGUCCGAGGUCACAGUGUAACGUGGACUAUAACGUCUUUUCGGGACAACUUCCUGUGAUGGAUGACUGUCUGUCCAAUCACAAACGUGUCCUCAUGGAGGUUGACUGGUCCUCUUCCUGCUAAUUGUCCAACACCAGUGCACGUCUCAACAUGCACACUGAGACACUAGCAUUGGACUUAGUACUCUAACAUUAUACACUUAGUGUGUAAUGCUAGCAUACAUGUUGUACAAUGUUAGUGCACUAACAUUGUACAUUAAGUUUACACUUACUGUAUAAUGCUAGCACACUAACAUUAUCCAGGAAGUGUACACUUAUGUAUUGUUAGUACGUGUACAAUGCUAAUAUACGAAGAUGAUCCAGUAAGUGUAUAAUGUUAGCAGAUGUUGUACUAUGUUAGCAGAGUAGGGAUAUACUGUACAGUAAAUAGAGUAUAUAAUCUAGUAUGUAUGGAGUAGAAUGUAAAAUGUAGAAUAGAUAAGUACAGAAUGGUGGGGGUGUUAAUGAGCGUGUUUGCAGUAAAAUGAGUGUGUGUUAAUCUUGGCGGUUGCUAAUCUUCUGGUUCUAAUUGGAUGCUAGCAGCCAGUGCUUGAUAAGCCCCCCCUGACCCCCCCUCGUGGUCUUCAAGUGAUUUAAUGAUAAAUUGUUUAGUUUUAAUCGUCUCCUAUGGUGGUCGUGGUGGGGGGGAGAAUGCCCCUCCCCCAAUAAAAUGACUUUAUAAUCAAACUU